CAUUUAAGAUAUAGGCCUAUAUUUUAUGUCCAACAAACAUGUUUCUUCGGUGGAGGUUUAGUCUUCCUCAUUCUCUCCCUCUGAAUAUCCCUGAAUAUUUUCGUUAGCCUCAGUCAGUAGUGAGUAGUGCGUAGUUGCGCUCUGCACUUAAUCGCGUGGAGCUCUGGGUAACCGUUACCAAAUUGUCUUGGAUAACCGCAGCCGUACAUUUCUCUUUGUACCUGUGGACACCUUCGAGCCGAGAACACUCACUGCGAAGUACUCCGUUUUUGCCGCUUUUCCAGAAUUUCUCUUGAAUGCACGGGUGGAUGUUUUGCAGUCAAGGACUCGAGGGGACAGAUUCAGCACCACAUCUUUGAAUAGCUCCUUUUUCCCCGUCGGCGAGUUUACCUUCUGGAUGGGCACUAUUUGUCUUCUUCUCUUGUAUAGCUCGUAACUGCUGGCUACUGUUUGCAAUGGCAUCACACGGAUUUUGGUCUCUUGGUGCGGAGAAUGCAGGCGACAAUACAGGCAAUCAAAGCCCCAGUACGACUAGGGCUUGGUGCCAGGCGGCGGCCCAAAAAUUAUCCGGAUCCGGUGGCAUUGGAUCGAAAUUGUGUGCUCUACUCAAUGUUGGAGAAGCUGAGAAACCCACCGAACCGUCUGCCAAAGAGCCCGAGACAACGGCUGAAACCUGCGGCUGCAAUAAACCGUGUAAUUGUUCCAAGGCGGCUGUCGGUUUUUCCGACCUUUACUCAACAGACCUGCUACCCGCGUUGAAUGGGGACACCAAGACAAUGACAUUUCUUCAAGAAGUUGUGGAUAUUUUGUUGGCAUAUAUCGUGGAAUCUUUUGACAGAGAAACGAAAGUCAUAGAUUUUCACUAUCCCAAUGAAUUACUUCAGAGGAACAACUGGGAACUAUCGGAUGAACCAGAAACACUGGAUGAUAUCUUGAUAAGCUGUCGUGCCACACUGAAAUACGCCAUCAAAACAGCACAUCCCAGGUACUUCAAUCAGCUCUCUACAGGAUUAGACAUGGUUGGGCUAGCAGCAGACUGGCUCACGUCCACCGCCAAUACCAAUAUGUUCACCUAUGAGGUGGCUCCUGUCUUUGUGCUGCUGGAAUACGUCACACUGAAGAAGAUGAGGGAGAUCAUUGGCUGGCAGGAUGGACGAGGGGAUGGCAUCUUCUCUCCUGGUGGUGCUAUUUCCAACAUGUACGCCAUGCUGCUGGCUCGCUUCAAGAUGUUUCCUGAAGUGAAGGAGAAAGGAAUGUCAUCUGUCCCCAGACUGGUGGCCUUCACGUCCGAACAUAGCCAUUUCUCGAUCAAAAAGGGUGCCGCGGCCUUAGGCAUUGGAACGGAGAGUGUCAUCUGCAUCAAAGUGGAUGAAAGUGGUAAAAUGAUCCCAGCUGACCUUGAAAGGAGAAUACUAGAAGCCAAACAGAAGGACUUUGUGCCGUUCUUUGUGAGUGCCACUGCUGGCACCACGGUGUACGGAGCCUUCGACCCUCUUAUCCCCAUCUCUGACAUCUGCAAGAAGUACAAUGUCUGGAUGCACGUGGAUGGUGCAUGGGGAGGGAGCCUGCUCAUGUCCAGGAGACACAGGUGGAAGCUGGAUGGAGUGGACAGGGCCAACUCGGUCACAUGGAACCCUCACAAGAUGAUGUCAGUUCCUCUCCAGUGCUCUGCCUUGCUGGUUAGGGAGGAGGGUUUGAUGCAGAACUGCAACCAGAUGCAUGCCUGCUACCUGUUCCAGCAGGACAAGCACUAUGACCUGUCCUACGACACUGGGGACAAGGCCUUGCAGUGUGGCCGCCACGUGGACAUCUUCAAGCUCUGGCUCAUGUGGAGAGCUAAGGGCACCAUUGGGUUUGAAUCCCAGAUUGACAUGUGUCUGGAGCUGUCUGAAUACCUGUACAACAAGAUCAAAGACAGAGAAGGAUACGAGAUGGUCUUUGAUGGAAAACCCCAGCACACCAACGUGUGUUUCUGGUACCUUCCUCCUGGGAUGCGCUUUCUGGAAGACAAGGAGGAGAAAAAGAAACGAUUGCACAAGGUGGCUCCAGUCAUCAAGGCCAGGAUGAUGGAGUACGGAACCACCAUGGUCAGCUACCAACCACAGGGGGACAAGGUCAACUUUUUCCGCAUGGUCAUCUCCAACCCUGCAGCCACCUUCCAGGAUAUCGACUUUCUAAUUGAGGAAAUCGAAAGGCUUGGGCAGGAUCUAUAAGACAAAUUGUCCCCUCAUUUUCCUCUAGGCGGAUGAAAUGUUUGUCGUGAAUGUACUGGUAACUAUUUUUCUUUCCUUCAAAGUCCCAAGGUAUAUAUGAAAAAAAGUAUAUUUGAGAAAAAGAUCUAUAGAAAUAUCCAUAUUUAUGUAUUGUAGCUUUGUUGUGGGCCAACUAGGUCUAGAGCUCUGUAAAAGUGCUUCUGUCUGCCUUUCUUAGUAUAAAGUAGAGCAAUCAAUGUAAUAUUUCUAUGUAUUUUUGUGAUAUAAGAUGCUAGUGCAAUAGGUUGAUGAGGAGAAGGUUAUUUUCUAAUCAUUCUCAUUUGCCAGAUAUUGUAAGUGCCAAAUGUGGUUGUGUGCUAUUGUACUCUACAAUGUAGUCGUUUAUGUUAAAAAAGAACACUUCAGCUUGUCUCAACUCAGUCAACUGCCUUUACAUUAGCAUAUUUCAACCAGUAGUCUCAAUAGUCUUCGUCUUUUGGCUCUAAAAGAGUGAUUUGCUGAUACUGUAUCAGACGUCUACAAAUCCAAAUGGAUUUUUUUCAGUGUCUGACGUUUCCAAAUAUGUAUUAGUGGAGAACAUGAAAUGUUGAAUAUGGAAAAAAGUGGGAUUGUAAGGAUAAUCAUAUAUGGAAUUAAGUCCUUUACAGCAAAAGGUAUUUUCACUCGGUCACUGAAAAAGCUCCUGGAGUUCCAUAUGCUCAACACACCAGGCAAAUUCAUGUUCAUUAUGAAUGCACUUUGUGUUGUAUGACCUGCUUUUAAAGCUUCAGCUAUUAUUUAAUUGCACUUCGAGGUCUCUAAUUGUGGAUAUAGAAUGUGAGCCAUUUAUUUGAUGUCAACUGUCAAUAAGAAGAUAUGGAGGUUGACGGGCUCAUCAUAUAUUUAAAGACAGCAAAGCUACCCUUUAAGGCAGGGGUCUCCAACCCUGUGGCUGGAGAGCUACCUGCCAGUUGGCUUUUGCUCCCAUCACACUUAUUGGACCUGGUUUGACACUAAUUACCCAAUCCACCAGCUAAUUAUUAGAAUCAGGUGUGCCUAGACUAGUGUUGGAGGGAAAGCUACAGGAGGUAGCUCUGCAGGAGCAGGGUUGGAGACCCCUACUUUAAGGGUUGUGUGUGUUGUUGUCAUGCUCAAGGACCGAAGCCUGCAGUAGAAAGUCAAGCCGUCUGAGCCGUCGAUUUAUAACAAAGAACUUACAGAUGGAGGUAAAUUACAUUCAUUUUGUUUACAGUAUAGGCUAGACACAUCACCAGAUUUGCAGCCAUACCUGACAUCACUUGCACUAAAAAACAGCAGGGGAAAGAAGAUCAUCCCUUAUUACUAUAGUUACGGCAUCUAAUGUAUUCAUUCUCAAGCAAUAUUUCGAUAUGGGUCCAAUCUAAUGGCUAACAAACAAUAAGUAAAGUCUGUUCUUGUGAAAAUUGGGCGUUUUGUCUACUAAAAAAGUUUUAAAGUAGUCUGCAAAUUGUAGAAUCAAUAGCAAUUGAAAGUAGUCAGUCACAAACAUGAUUGAAAUUGAAGGCCAAGGGCGUUUAUUUGUCUGUAAUGCAAACCCUGUUUUGCCAAGCAGAGGUUUUGUAGCAUUGCCAUUAGAACACAUGUUAGAAAAGCACAAUUUGCUCAACAUGGUUUAUCAGUGUACAAUCACUUUAAUCAUAGACUGUAAAUAGAAUUUUCAAAUGUCAUACGUACAUAUCUGUGUGUAUACAUAUGUGUAUAUAAGGCAUUUAACCAGAGACUAUUAUGUGAGGUAAAGUUAUUCAUAUUUUCUCUAUCCAACAAGGAAUAUCUGUAUUUUCAUCCUGUUGGUCAACAAUGCUUAUUUGUGUGCGUGUGUGUGUGUGUGUGUCCGAUACUUGACUUUUUUAGUGUAGCCCAUACUAGCUACUUCAAAGACAAAUGUGAUCAGGGACUGGCUUUAACACUUGGUUAUUGAAACUGAAUUCACCUUGAAAACUAUUUCAGAUUCUGACGACUGUGGUAUGGAUUUCAAAUGAAUAUGCAAAGCCCUUUUCCACACUGAUACCCUGUGUUCUUUUGUGCACAUGUGAUACUUGACAGUAUGAUUUAAUGUGUACUUGUGUGUUUUGUAAAUGUGUUGCCUUAGUAUCGAUCGCCAGUAUUGUCUAGUUCUCCUCAAAAGCGAGGUUGUGCACUUUAGAGUAUACGCAUAAGAUGAUCUAAUAACGUGCAAUGUCAAAUGGUUGUUCACAAGUGGUGAGAAAAAGACACAAAACAUAAUUAGUGUGUUGCAACUUCUGAGGUUCUGUUGGAAAAGAAAGUCGAGGUUUGAUUUAAAAAUUCUUGCUUUUGCUGUUUUGUCGAUUUUGUUGUUUGUAGAUAUGAUGUAGUUUCUCUAUGACCUGUUAUUAUGACUUCAUCGUAUAUUUACAGAGUACAUCCUAGAGUCUUUCUAAAGUACAUUAUACAAACCUUCCCUGUUGUAAUUGACUAACACACUGUGACACAAACAACAGAUGAAUCUCACUGUGGUAGUCAUGGAAAGUCAGCCAUUUUGUUUCUCUUGCUGCUGCUGCUACUAUACUAAAACUUGCUUCCUUUGCACGUGCAUGCAACGCCUUGCUUCUCCAGCUUGUGAAAUACAAUCUACAAUAUAUAUACUGUACAUUUUAUGUAGCUCUUGUUACUAGCUUUAGCACCCACAAUCAAUAGCUUAGCUCGUAGUUUAGUGUACUGUCGCUAGCCUUUACAACUGUUCUGUAUAUUGUCCGUCCCGUAAAGUUACUGCUUCUCGCUCUGCAAGCAUGCUAAUCUUGCCUAGCAUAAUCCUCUAUUGGGCUUCUAACUUCCUAUCUCUUUCUCUCUAUUGUAUCUAUCUCUUUCUGCUUGUCUGUGGCCCCUCUGACUGUAGUCAACUAUAUCUAACCUCUGUGUGUAGAUCCCAAGCAUGCCUUUCUAAACGCUUCUGUAUCCUGCUCUAUAUAAACUCUCUUUGGCUUUCUCUCUUUGGUAGCAAGUCGAUCUCGAUGACUCUGAGCUUUUCCGUUUUCUUGGCUACCCACUGUUGUUCUGUGCGUCGGUUUGAGAGAUUAUGUUGACUUGUGUCAUGGUGUUAUGUUAGUGUUUUAAUUUAAUCAUGCCCGUUGAUUAUGUAAAUCUGAUUUUGCAAGACUCUACACUUUGAUCCAAUAUAGUAUGAAAACUAUGUCCAGUUCAAUACUCCUGCUAAUCCAGUUUUUCACAUGAAAUCUUAAGUACGCUGUUCUUUCUCUGUAACAAAGCAUGAGCGCCAUAAGAAAAAUAUAUUUUGUUUUCUUCUGUCUAACCAGUUAUUGUUCAUAUGGAACAACAAAUUAACAUGUUAUGAAAGAUUCUAGUCUCUUGUCAAACAUCCAAUUGUCUUGUGUGUCGCUAUCUUGAGGAAAUUCAAAUAAAUAUUAUUGCCAAAAGU
Hypomesus transpacificus is the source of this 5625-nucleotide messenger RNA. It is a transcript of the gene gad2, whose product is annotated as glutamate decarboxylase 2. The record is from RefSeq and is a predicted model, not a curated record. Gene Ontology annotation, biological process: GABA shunt. Gene Ontology annotation, cellular component: cytoplasm. Bases 456 to 2213 code for a protein of 585 amino acids. NCBI's taxonomy places the organism in Eukaryota, Metazoa, Chordata, Actinopteri, Osmeriformes, Osmeridae. The transcript has 16 exons. Gene Ontology annotation, molecular function: pyridoxal phosphate binding; glutamate decarboxylase activity.